This is a messenger RNA of Ilex paraguariensis (yerba mate), 345 nucleotides long. The record is from the annotation of a GenBank genome assembly. Lineage: Eukaryota; Viridiplantae; Streptophyta; Magnoliopsida; Aquifoliales; Aquifoliaceae.
AUGGAAUCACUGGUCUAUUAUUUGCUCCGCAAGACAAAAGGGUUCUCAAUUGAGGGACAUCUUGUUGUUCAGAGCCUUGUAGAGAUCAGAUUGUUUUUGGAGAAAAUUCGGCCAAUUGACAAGAAAUUACAAUACCAAAUUCAGAAGCUCACAAGGGUUACAGGAAGUGCAGCAGAUAAAGGAGGCUUGAGUGAUAAAGAAGGUGAUGCAACUCAAAAGAUGAAGAGAACAUUGCAAAACAACUUUAACCCUUUAGGGCCUAAAGGUGCUAAAGCCAUAUACAAAUUGUGUUGCAGGUUUUGCAUUUUUCUUGUUGCUACUUUGUAUUAUAUAAUACACCAGUAA